This is a messenger RNA of Aspergillus mulundensis, 300 nucleotides long. RefSeq lists its product as uncharacterized. The transcript has a single exon. The record is from RefSeq and is a predicted model, not a curated record. NCBI's taxonomy places the organism in Eukaryota, Fungi, Ascomycota, Eurotiomycetes, Eurotiales, Aspergillaceae. The coding region runs from base 1 to 300 and encodes 99 amino acids.
AUGCCAACGUCGCCGCCAAAUACCAGAGGUAUAACCGAAGAAUACGCAAUAAGCACAGAAACCGACACCGGCGGGAUCCGCACGCAGGGCUCUUUCCUGCAAGCCGGUGACUACGGCGCCGGACUCCUUGACAACUAUGGCCGGGUCUGCGGGAUCGUGCAUGGGUCUGCAGUGUCGCUGUGCUUUGGUGGGUUUGCGGAACAAAGUUUUGGAUUCUGUACGGCUAUUGAUGAUAUUCGGACUUGGGUGCAGGAGUUUAUGCCUGGGGCUAGGCUUGUUUUGCCGGAGGCGCCGGGGUGA